Molecule: messenger RNA, 2288 nt
Organism: Aureobasidium subglaciale EXF-2481
Lineage: Eukaryota; Fungi; Ascomycota; Dothideomycetes; Dothideales; Saccotheciaceae
Exons: 4
Coding region: 215-2014 (599 amino acids)
Biological process (GO): lipid metabolic process; phosphatidylinositol-mediated signaling
Molecular function (GO): phosphatidylinositol-4,5-bisphosphate phospholipase C activity
Source: RefSeq, a predicted model, not a curated record
CAGGAGUUCAUAUGGAAGGAAGUACCACGUACGCUCAUCACGACAUGACAAUCUUAGUGCGUUUGCUCUCAUGACAGCUUAAGCUUUCGAGCCAUCGUUUCCGCGAUUUUUCUACCCUGCAUGCGAUUACCAUUCUUUGCUAUCUACCACCCUACUGCAUCACUUACGCGAGUGUCACCACGACCCUGAGCUUCCUCCACUUACAAACUACGAUAUGAACAUCACGAACCCGCAAGCCUGGUCCCCAGCCAUCCUGGACUAUGUCAAGGAGUUCACUGCCGAGUUUGCGCAGCUGGACAACAUUCAGGGUGACAACCUCGAUUUUCCUGGUUCUGCAAGUAAUGAUCAAACUUCUCGUCGACUUCUAAAAUAUCUUGGCUCGGAUGAGAGUAAUGCGAUGACAUCCGUUGCCCUGGAUGCUACUCAUCCCAUAUCAGACUACUUCAUCUCGAGCAGCCACAACACAUACCUGUGGGGCAAUCAACUUUACGGUAAGGCUAGCACAAAGGCAUACCAGAAAGUCUUGGAACGAGGCUGCCGCUGCGUCGAGAUCGAUGUCUGGGACGGAGACGAUUCGGAUUCCGAGACUUCGGACUCAUCAGCCGAUAGUGACAGUGAUGCCGAGAAUGAAGGCGGGAUCAAGAAGUUGAGCAGGAAAUUCAAAGACAAGAUCGGCCUGUCGAAGGCCAAGGCUGAGCCUCAAUCGAAGGAGAAACCAGUGGCUGCUUCCACUUCACCCGAGCAUGAGAGUGUAGGACAAGCGGGCCUUCGCAGAACUGUGUCCAAGACCGAGCCACGCGUUCUUCACGGACAUACAGCAACCAAGGAGAUAUCCUUCAGAGCCGUCUGCGCUACCAUACGGGACUAUGCAUUCACAGCAAGUGAUCUCCCCUUGAUCGUCAGUCUCGAGGUUCAUGCCUGUCCCGCUCAGCAAAAAAUCAUAGUCGAUAUCAUGAAGGAGUCAUGGGCAGCAUACUUGGUCGAUCUGAAUGCUGUGACUGGUCAUGAGACAUCUCUUCCAAGUUUAGAGUCCUUGCGCAAGAAGAUACUCAUUAAGGUUAAGUACACUGCUCCAGAAGCAGCAAAGGGUACAGGCCCGGUCGUGGUGUCAAGCAAUGCAGACCCUGAGUCGGGGUCAGAGGAUGAGUCUCAGGAGACGCCAGCCAAAAAGAGUCACAUCAUUUCUGCACUCGCUUCAAUGGGCGUCUACACUCGUGGCUGUCAUUUCAAAGACUUCGACCAGCCUGAGGCCAAGCUUCCCAACCACAUAUUCUCGUUGUCCGAGUCCAAGAUCAUCGACGUACACAAGCGUGAUCAUUCGGCACUGUUUAGACACAACAAGCGUUUCUUGAUGAGGGUCUACCCUAAAGGUAUGCGUGUAUCCUCGAGCAACUUGGACCCUGCACCUUUCUGGCGGAUGGGUGCGCAGAUUGUCGCCCUCAACUGGCAAUAUAUCAACGCAGCAACUAUGCUCAAUCAAGCGAUGUUUCACGCCACGGGAGGUUGGGUACUCAAGCCUGAAGGCUACCGAAGCUUCCACAAAGCUCAAUCUCAAAUUGCGGCACUCGAUCGAGGUAAACUCGACUUGUCGAUCGAACUGCUUGCUGGUCAAGAAAUUGGUCCGGCUGACAGAAAGUUCCAUCUCUACGUGCGUUCCGAGCUGCAUAUUGAGGAUAUGGAAGAGCUUACUAACGGAUCGCUCCCUGAGGGAGGCACAACGAAAGAAGGACAGAUUAAGGCGGCAAGUGAGCUUGGAACUCCUGGCAGGUCUCCGGACUUCAAGCGCCAAAUGCUCCAGUUCAGAGUUGAUGGUGUAGCCGAAGAGCUAACAUUCUUGAGAUUCAAAGUCAUGGAUGAUGACACCUUCAGUCGCGAUAACCUGGUGGCAUGGGCAUGUUUCAGACUGUCCAGAUUGCAGACGGGCAUCAGGAAGAUACAUCUGUAUGACUGCGAAGGUCAGCAGACCAACGGGAUGCUGCUUGUACGCAUAAGCAAGAGACUCGAUAUUGAGUAAAGUCACAGACGAUCCAUCUAUAUUGACUCCUGGUCGAGAAGAGUCGGAAUACUGUUCACACUUUCUGACUGUAGUCUUCCGACACAGUACCAGAACCGCUCGUGCCAACUCGAUAUCUCAUCAAUGCAAGACGCCAUUUCCCGUAGGGUUUGUGCAUAGGAUUGCACAACGUAAGUCAUCAUCCAUGGAUAUUGUUCUGUCGCUGCAUCAAAUUUGUAUACCGUUCGUCCUCCGGCAUUUAGUGACACACGACCCGCGCAAUGUUAGACCGACU